AUAGAGAUUGAAAGAAUAAGUUUAGAGAAGAGACAAGAGUUAGAGGAAUUACAGAAAAAUGAUCUGAGACAACAUGAGGACACACUUCUAGAAAAUAUGCUUGGCUUUACACGUAUAUUCAAACUUAUGACACAGUUAAAAAAGCCACUGCUAGGACAUAACUGUUUGAUGGACUUGAUGCUGAUUUAUGAUAAAUUUUACAACCCUCUACCUCAGUCAUAUACAGAAUUUAAGACAAAUCUUCAUUCACUCUUCCCAACUGUGUUUGACACUAAGCAUAUAGUUUUAAGUAUGAGAAGGGAUAUGGCACAGACGGGGAUGCUGCAGCAAACAAGCUUAGGUGAACUUUAUACAGAUUUAGAAAGCAAGAAAGGACAAACAAUAGUGUUACAUUCACCUGUAGUUAACCAUGCCGAGGGAUUUGACAGAUAUAAAUCUGAUGAGUUACCACAUGAAGCAGGUUUUGACGCGUAUAUGUGCGGAGUUGUAUUUCUUAGAGUUGGACAUAUACUGACAUUCAAAGAUAAUAAGUCCUCAGAAGUUAUACCAUGUAUGUUCCGAAGAUAUUUACAAACAUUAGAAAAGAAAAGAAACAAAAUCAACGUAAUUAGAGCUACUAUAAAUCAUAUUAACUUAGAAGGUGACGACCAUAAAUCAAUAAGACCAGAGUUGCUGUAUGUACGUGGGAGAAUGUUUAAACAAAAAUUGAACAUUGAUCAGUUAGCAAAAUGGUUCUCCCCCUAUGGUAAUGUGGAUGUGAAAGCAUAUGGCCAAAAUAAAGCAUUGGUUGCUACAUCAAACCACUACUG
Messenger RNA from Ruditapes philippinarum (Manila clam), 809 nucleotides. Its product is annotated as poly(A)-specific ribonuclease PNLDC1-like. The record is from RefSeq and is a predicted model, not a curated record. NCBI's taxonomy places the organism in Eukaryota, Metazoa, Mollusca, Bivalvia, Venerida, Veneridae. Gene Ontology annotation, cellular component: cytoplasm; endoplasmic reticulum. Gene Ontology annotation, molecular function: RNA binding; poly(A)-specific ribonuclease activity. Gene Ontology annotation, biological process: nuclear-transcribed mRNA poly(A) tail shortening.